Zootoca vivipara (common lizard) is the source of this 6405-nucleotide messenger RNA. RefSeq names its product interleukin 27 receptor subunit alpha (gene IL27RA). Gene Ontology annotation, molecular function: protein binding. NCBI's taxonomy places the organism in Eukaryota, Metazoa, Chordata, Lepidosauria, Squamata, Lacertidae. The record is from RefSeq and is a predicted model, not a curated record.
UCCCCCAUAGCCCGCACACGUGCUGGGAGGAAUGGGCGCCCAGCAUGGGAAACGAGUGAGUUUGUCGACUCGUGUGAGUCACGAUUUGGAUGAGACACGAUUUCCUCUUUACGGAAUCCCCUUCCACUCCCUUCCUCCUCCGCUCUCAAAAAGCCAGGAAGGCCAAGGAAGGGAGGAUUGUCGCCCCUUCCACCCAGCCACGGAUUUCUCAGAAAGCGGAGGGAAGACGAGCCCCCAUCGCCCCACGCCUGCGCUCCAAGAAGGAGCAGCUCGUCCGGGAACAGGCUUCGCGCGGCGCGGGGCGGAGCGUGAUCGGGCUGCGGGAGGAGCGAGCGAGCGAGCGAGCGAGCAAGCGCCCCGACACUUAGUGCUCUGCCUUCGGGGAAAAAAAGCCCCGAACUCAUUUCCUUCCUUCGCAAAGAGAAGAACCCGGCUAGGGGCUCGUCGCUCCUGAGUCCCGCUCCCGCCGGGGUCCCCGAGGGGCGCCUUGGAGAGCGCGCGGCUGGGAAGUCGCCGUCUGGCUGAGCGGGCGCUGGAGUUUCCUCCCGGCGCGCAAAGGAUGUUGUGACAUAGCUGGCACUAUGGGAAACAGGGGGAACGCAGCAUGGCUGUUGCUUCUGUCGUUAAAGGUCUUUGGGAUGAAAAAAGGUGACCCUGAUGCCCCCACGGACCUGAAAUGUUACCAGUCAGUGCCCAGCAAUAUUGUGAACUGCAGUUGGUCCACCAGGGAGCCUCCAGAUGCUGAUACUACCCAUGUCCUCUACUAUAAGAGCCUUAAAUUUCAUCCUGGCAACCCGCCCAAGCGUGGAGCUGUGGGCAAGCAGAACUGGUUGCUUAUUGAAAAGGGCAACAUGCAACAGGGGGACAACUACAGUGUUUGGGUGGAAACCAAUCGCAGCACAGCUGGGAUUGCAACUUCCGCUAAGUUAAACUUCAGCCUGGAUGAAAUAGUGAAGCCUCCUCCUCCUGACCUGGAGCCUGUGGAGUUUGAGUCUUCUGUCGCUACAGUGAGAUGGACGAACCCUCAGUGGUCUGAAUCCCUUCAUCACCAGGCGCUCACCUGUGCCCUUCGAUACAAGAUGUCCAAGGACCAUAGCUGGACCUAUCUGAGUGAGGAGCAUGUGGAGCAGGCAGGCCAUGACCUGGAGGACCUGAAACCGUUCACUUCCUACGAGGUGCAGGUACAAUGCAUUCCAGAUACGAGAAAAGGUUUCUGGAGUGAAUGGAGUUCUUCCCAGACCUUCGUAACCCCAGAGGCAGCUCCACUGGGUCAGGUAGACGUGUGGCAAAAAGUUGGUGUUUCUGAGAAAGGUGUUCCGAGUCGCUUCCUGCUGUGGAAGGUGCCAGACCCAGAAGCAGCUCGGGGAAUCAUCCUCGACUACAAAGUUGUUUUCCAGGACCGCGACAAAAACAUCACUACGACGGUGUGCCUUUGCUGCCAUGCUGCCCUCCCUCUUUCCGCCAACUACGCCUGGGUAUCGGCCCGAAAUUCUGUUAAGAGCUCGCUGCCUGCCAACCUCAGCUUGGAACAAGCAGAUCUUCCUGGCCCUGAGGAAGUCGAGGUGAUGGCUUUACCAGGCCUGGGUCCCAGGGUGAUGUGGAAGCCCAGCGCAAGCUCUCGGUGGCUCCAGCCUGAGGAGUAUGUGGUGGAAUGGAGAGAAGAGAUCUCCAGCAACCCCGCCGGACAGUUGCUGAACUGGACACGGAGCCCCAGGGGCAACAGCAGUGCCCUGUUGAGAGGUGACUUCAGAGCAAAGGUGCCAUACCUUGUCUGCGUCUAUGCUGUGUAUGCUCACGGGAGCAGCGCUUCGGUCCCUGUGCGAGCCUACUUCAAAGAAGGAGCACCAACAGCUGCUCCCCAGGCACUGCAGGAAAGAAGCAUUUCACCUACGGCCUCUCUCAUCUCCUGGGAGGAAAUUCCACUGGGAGAUCGCAAUGGGCACAUCACCCGCUACACGCUUUACCUGGGACAUCCCACUUUACGGAACGCCAAGGCAAACAGGACCAUUGCAGUUGGUGCUGCAAAGAGGAGCUACAGCCUCUCGGACCUGAUGCCUGGGACUUCCUACCAGCUCUGCAUGACGGGAUCCACCUCAGCCGGGGAAGGUGUGCCCAGCCCGGUGCAUCACUUCCGCACACCAGAUUCCCACUGGUGGACCUUCAUGGCAGCCAUCCUGUUUCUGGGAUUCCUGCUUUUCCUCGCUUUCCUUGUGGUGCUGGUUAAUUACAGAUGGGUCCUUGACUUCUGCCGUAAGAUCCUGCCUCCAUGGUGCUGGGAGAAGAUUCCAGACCCAGGGCACAGUGGUGUUACCCAGAGGAUUCAUGAGCACAGCGCUGCCCCUGGCAUGGAUGCCCUAAGCCAAUGCCUUGCCAAGUUCCCAGAAGAGAUAGACAUUGUUGAGAUAAAGGAACCAGCCCCAGAGCAGACCAUGCCCCUUGCCCCAGUGGAGAUCUCUGGCUAUGAGAAGCGAUUCAUGCCCACUUUGGAGGAGCUGGAGAGGCUGGCUUGAGAAGAGAAGAGAGGAUGCUGUUGACCUUGGGAAGACCAAUGGGAGAGUGGGGACCUGACGCUUUUUCCUACAGCCUCUGAUCUCUGCCUGGACCAGGAUAAGCAACCUACACUCUGCAUUUGUUCUUUAGCCUUGGACGUACUGUAGGAAAACUGCACUGCCAAAUUCUUUGGCUAUCGGAGCAUCUCAUGGGCCAUGGAUCAAGGGGCAGAACUGUCGGUUACAGCGCCCCAGGUGCUCUAACCCAGGUGCUCUAACCAGGUGCUUGUGGCCCCCAAACAGCCACCGAGAGAUCCCUGGGGAGGAAGAAGCACAAUGAAGUUGUGGACCGAGCCUGGAUCUUCCUCAAGGCUCCCUGGUGUUAAGCUGUUACUACUUGGCUCGGUCUUUCUGUCAUCUCAGCUGUUUGAUCUCCACCUGGAUGCUGGAGCCAUGGUGUUGGGGGGGGGGAGGGAGAGGGAGGUUGGUUCUUCCUUCCUUAAGCAGAGACAUCGUUCAUCUCAUUGGGGGCCAGUAGCUCAGAAGCGCAAAGCAGGGGUGUAGGAAGGGGGCGGGGGGAGGCGGUCCGCCCCAGAUGUAAUCUGUGAGGAGGGUGACAAAAAGGCACACGGUGGGGGGGCUCACCCCGCUGCCCCCCUGUGUGGUAGAUGCUCCCCCCCCCGGGUGCACAGCAUGGCCGCCACUCCAGGUGCCCAUGCAGCUAACUGGACAAGGCUUGCACUGGUUGGUUGAGAAGCUGAUGGGUUGUUUAGGGAGAAGUCUUUGGGGCUGCCACAAAUCAUACUUCUUGGCUGUUGGGUGACCAGAUGGUCCCCAACUCCUGCCUUUGGACCGAGGAGAGGGAAGGAGUUGGUCCUCCGGAAUCCUUUCUGCUCCGCCUGGCAGGGUUGAGCUUCCUAUAGGGACAGAGCCAUAGCAAAGAGAGACAACAGAUCCCCGGGAGGGGGCAAAAAAAGCCCUCGAUUCCCAAACUUAUUUUGCAUCCAGAGGUGCGCGCUCUCCAGGACGCAGUGAGUGGAUGUGGGCUGGGUCAGUACUUUAGAUGUGGGUGAGAAAGAAAGACGAAGAGGAGGAGUUUCUUUUGUUUUGCCGGGGGAACAGAGGGUGCCAGCAUGGAGCUAGUUACAGGUAGGUAGCCGUGUUGGUCUGACGUAGUCGAAACAAAAAUAAAAUAAAAUCCUUCCAGUAGCACCUUAGAGACCAACUAAGUUUGUCAUAGGUAUGAGCUUUCGUGUGCAUGCACACUUCUUCAGAUACACUGAAGGAAUAUUUUUGAUUCCUUCUUCAGAUUCCUUCUUCAGAUGCACAGAAGGAAUACUUCUGUUUCAGUGUAUCUGAGGAAGUGUGCAUGCACACGAAAGCUCAUACCAAUGACAAACUUUGUUGGUCUCUAAGGUGCUGCUGGAAGGAAUUUUUUUAAUUUUAUUUUUUGUUUUGCCAGCAUGGAGUAAGGCAGUGAGAAGGGAUUUGGGUAGGUGGGGAGGGAAAUGGGAGAGCGGGGGCCUCGGCCUUCGUAUUCCCAGCAACUCCAUUGCGCCGGAGACAGGGCGCUCUUUCUGGUGCUGGGCAGGGUCUCCAAACCAUGUGCAACCCAGCAAGCAGGGCACGUUUAGGGCAAUGCUGCCUCUCUGCCUCUUUGGCUGUGAACCCAUUUAAAGCACACACACACACACCCCAAGAAUCCUGAGAGGUGUCUCUCCCAAGCCUACCCCGAGCCGUUGAUGUGGGCGGACGGGACAAAAAAAAUUCUGCGCCGGGUACCACCUGACCUUGCUACGCCUCUGACGCAAAGCACACACUUUUCGUGCAGAAGGUUCCCGAUUCAGUCACCAGCAUCUCUGGGCAGGACUGGGAACGCCCCAUCUGAAACCCCAGAGAGGCACUGCAGAUUAUACUGAGCUAGUUGGGCCAGUGCUCUGACUCAGCAUAAAACAGCUUCCUGUGUUGUCCUAUCAGUGUAUUCAGCUGCUUCUGGAAGCUGUUGCCCCAAGGCAGGAGAAUGCCGAAAUGCCAAAGAGGAAGAAAUGCUGCUUUCUUCUGGGAAGGGCUAUAAACAGCUGACCUUUGGGUGGGGCCUGGUUCCCCUGCCCGAGUGUAACUGUUACUUCUCACUUUUCGUUAGGGUUUUUAAAAAGCGUCUUGGUGGGUCGUUGUAUUUUUAAGAUUUGCUUUCUAUAUCAUUGGUUUUUAUUUUGUGUCUUGUAAGCUGCUUUUGAAGUUUCUCCUCUUGCAUAGCAGCAUGGACGUACAUUUAAAAGGUGCCUUGUGCUUAAGGGGUUAGGAAACACACCUGAGAGGUGCUCCUUAGAUGGAUAAAGCAGAGGUGGAAAUUGAAUUGGGGUGGCCUCCCUAUCCCUGCAAUGGACAGGUGUAUUUCACACUUGAUGGGAAACACAGCUAGAACAACUUGCAGCCAAGAUCACCUGGAAGAUGUCUAUGCAAGAUGGUGUCGUUACCAAGAAAGGUAUGAAGGAGGGGAAGCCUGCAGUUACACCCCGCCUGCUACAUGUCACGUGGUGCCUUUAUAAGACAGUCACAUACUUUCUUGUAGCAACUUUUGACAGAUCUGGUUCAGGUUUAAAAGGUGCAACAACUCCCCUUGCCCCCACCAGGGGGCAGGAAAGCUCAGGGUGCUCUGAAUACUGACAAGUUACAGCUGCUUUAUCAAGGUUUAUUUUGGGGGGGGGCAUGUUUUGUUUUGUUUUUAAAAUAAAAAUGUCUCCCUCUCUGCCCCCCAAGCCACUAGAUUCCAGUUUCAUUGCUUGUCUUGUGUAUUCUGCAAUGACCACCCCCCCUUUCCAGAUUUGUGUGUAAUUUCUCGCAGCCUUGCAUGCCUCCGAUUACAAAUGGCAGCAAUUUCCUUUGCACCCGUUGAAGGAUUGAUCAGAAGGGAAUUGGCCCAGGUUCCCCAGUGCAGGCAGAGUCGGGGGUGCAGCCUCUGGCACUUCUAGAGCCUACCUUUGGGCAGCUGCAUAAAGUCCCCUCUCCCCUUGAGAGCAGCUCCCCUCCCUUCCCCCCUCCCCCUUGUAGAAAGUUCUGUGGAUAUAAAAGAGGCAGCUUCUUUCUGUUCAAGAGGUGGGUCUUAUCUGAGCAUCCCUUAGUUAUGUGUGGGACAGAUGCUUCUGUACAGCCACUUGCUGCUAACCUGCACGGUCAAGGCAGCUUAUAACCCAUUGAGCGCAGUUGUAUAUGGUUGUGUUUCCUACCUACAACUUUUAGUGUGCGGAUUUUUUGUAUCUGGCACACAUUUCUCCCUUUUGAGGUCUGUUUCCCUACGAGCCAUGUAGAAUUAAACAUCUUCACCCCCCUGCCAAAAAAGCCACUAUCCUUCACUUGCCUUGGGACUGAUUCAGGCCAUAGGCUUUUGCUGUGUGUUUGUACCACAGUUUGCAGUGGUAAAUAUGACGGUGCUUGAAGCAGAGAGGGAUGCUCAGCUCUCCCCUGGCUGUUGUGUGUUUACAGUCAAAUCUCUCUUUCACGCUUUUAUACACCAGCUGCUUAAAAUAUGCCUUGCAUUAAAGCUGAAGGAAAACUUCAGAAUUAAGUUAUAGUGGAAUUUACCCUGAUCCUUUCCUGGCUGUGCUCGGAAGGUCUCUACCCCACAGCCAUCAGUUUUACGGCUAUUUCAUAAUUUUUAUGGCUAUUUCAUAAUCAUGGAUGCCACUCAAAGAACCUCUGGUAUUGUAAUGGGUGGGGAUGCCAUUUGUGCCUGAUAUCCCAACACCAGCACAACAUCAUUUUCAAACUAUAAUUCCCAGAAUGCCUUUGCAGUUGCCAUAAUGCCUGGCUUGCCCCGUAUGUCCUGAGGUGACCAUUUGACCAGCUAUCAAUCAGAUGUAUUCCAGCAGCCUCAACACUUGGGAAGAUGAUCCACUUUGAAGACAUAACCCAACCC